GGGAGCUGUCCAGCAAGCGAUUUGAAGUAGUCUUCUUGCCCGGCAAGUGCGGUCUCUUGUCUGUCCAGGAAUGAGAAGUGAUGGCCGGCUCUGCAACUGAGGAGAAAACCUUCCGAAGGUUCUUGGAGCUCUUCCUCCGAGAGAUGAGACCACCACUCCAGGAGAAUGACCCUGUCCCAAUGCGCCCUUUGUCUGACCUCACCUCGGAGGACGAAGUUGAAGGGGAAUGCCUCGAUAUGUGUCUUCAGCACUUGUGCAAAUAUAACUGCCCCUUCUCCCUGGCGGCUGCCCUGGCGCGGGCUACGGCAGACAGUGUUCUGCAGAGUGACCUCUCCAUCUACCACAUCCAGAAGACCGUUGAGGAUGGAGUAGACCCUUUCCCCCAGAUUGAGUCGGUGGCCUUUGCCCGGCUCAUCUUCAAUAAGUUGUGUGAAACAUGCUGCCUGUGGCUGAAAGACUUCCCUUACCGCCGCCGCCCUCAGCCCUACUACGAGACCUCCAUCCACGCCAUCAAAAACAUGCGCCGCAAGAUGGAGGACAAACACAUCGUCAUUCCCGACUUCAACACCCUCUUCAACAUACAGGACCAGGAGGAGCAGGCCUUCUUCGCCGUGUUCGAUGGCCAUGGGGGCGUGGACGCCGCCAUCUACGCCGCCAACCACCUUCACGUUAAUAUGGUGCACCAGGAGUGCUUCAGCCAAGAUCCGGGGGAGGCCCUGUGUCGCGCCUUCAGAGUCACCGAUGAACGCUUCAUCCGUAAAGCUAAGAUGGAGAACCUGCGCUGCGGCACCACUGGGGUGGUGACCUUUCUAAGGGGACGGACCCUGUAUGUGGCCUGGCUAGGGGACUCUCAGGUCAUGCUGGUCAAGAAAGGCCAGGCCGUGGAACUGAUGAAACCUCACAAGCCUGACAGAGAGGAUGAGAAGCAGCGUAUUGAGGCUCUGGGAGGCUGUGUCAUCUGGUUCGGCACGUGGAGGGUUAAUGGCAGCCUGUCCGUAUCCAGAGCCAUAGGUGACAAUGAGCACAAGCCCUACAUCUCUGGCGUUGCUGACCAACACAUCGUCCCAUUGGAUGGCACGGAGGACUACCUGAUCCUGGCCUGCGACGGCUUCUACGACACAGUCAGCCCCGAAGAGGCGGUGCGUGUGGUCAGCGACCACCUGACGGAGAACAGCGGCGACAGCACCAUGGUGGCCCACAAGCUGGUGGCCUCGGCCCGUGACGCCGGCUCUAGCGACAACAUCUCAGUCAUUGUGGUCUUCCUCAGAGACCUCCGCGCGCCCCCGCCGGGAGAGGAGGACGAAGAGGGGGAGGAGGGAAAGGAUGAGGAAGUGGCGGAGGUGGAGGAAGAAGGUCAAGGGGAGAUGGGCUGCCAGGACGGGAGCACCACGGACGUUGGGGGGAAGGGUCAUUGUUUCCUGCAGCAGUGCUCGGCUCCAGCCGACCUGGGCUAUGAAGACCGCACAGACUCGUUGACAGACAGAACCAGCCUAGGCCUGCUGGGGCCCAUGCUGGGAGAGGAUGGUCGAAUCAGGCUCCCCCCUGCCUGCUCACACCCUACCCCCUCCUUAGCCCUCACCCAGAAUCUCAUGCCUACCGAGGGCCAUGGGGCGGCCUGGUUGCCCUGCCUAGAGGAGGGGCUCCAGGGCUCCAGGCACAAAUCCCAGCCUAAACCCUGUGUCCCCGCCUGCCAGGAACCCAGCUCAGACGGACAAUGGCCCCUGGCGGCCUCCCUGUUUGGCCACGCGGGGAGGCGCACCCGGAGGAUGGAGUGCGUGAGCCCCAGGUGGGGGUGGGUGUCCCGGCGUUGGGGCCGUGCCCCCAGGGAGCUCCCUGGCCUGCUGCACUCCACCUGUAGUGUGCCCUACCCCCAGCGCUGCCCCGAGAGGAGGCCCGGGGUGGCCCUUCCCCACCUGCCCCACGGCAGCAGAAUCUGAUGAUGUGACCUAAUCUUCACUAGCUCCUCGAUCUCCUGCCCCUUCCUCUAUCUGACUACAGUCAUUAUUUCAUUCAUCCAUCCAUCAUGAGUUCCCCAUCCAGGACACUGGCUCCACACCCAUACCCUCACAGCCCCAUUCAGGAGGCAAUCUACCUACCCCUCCCCAUACCCACACAGCCCCAUUCAGGAGGCAAUUUACCUACCCCUCCCCAUACCCACACAGCCCCAUUCAGGAGGCAAUCUACCUACCCCUCCCCAUACCCACACAGCCCCAUUCAGGAGGCAAUUUACCUACCCCUCCCCAUACCCACAGCCCCAUUCAGGAGGCAAUCUACCUACCCCUCCCCAUACCCACACAGCCCCAUUCAGGAGGCAAUCUACCUACCCCUCCCCAUACCCACACAGCCCCAUUCAGGAGGCAAUUUACCUACCCCUCCCCAUACCCACACAGCCCCAUUCAGGAGGCAAUCUACCUACCGCUCCCCAUACCCACACAGCCCCAUUCAGGAGACAAUCUACCUACCCCUCCCCAUACCCACACAGCCCCAUUCAGGAGACAAUCUACCUACCCCUCCCCAUACCCACACAGCCCCAUUCAGGAGGCAAUCUACCUAUCCCUCCCCAUACCCACACAGCCCCAUUCAGGAGACAAUCUACCUACCCCUCCCCAUACCCACACAGCCCCAUUCAGGAGACAAUCUACCUACCCCUCCCCAUACUCACACAGCCCCAUUCAGGAGGCAAUAACAAUUCCUGCUCCUGGCCCGUAUUGCAAACAAACACACACUGUAAUGUACUUUCCGAUUCAUAAUGUCAAAACACAUUAUCCACCCACUCUAUCUUCAUAGAUGGGAGUACUUAAUACAGGAUUAUAAGUAGUGGUCACUUACCUGAAUAAAUCCAACAUAUAUAGACUGAUAUGUAUUCCAGAUGGGAGUACAAUAGAGGAUAAUGGCAUGUAGAAGGGAUAUUAUUAAGAAAUUACAUUCUAUUUAUAAUUUUGGGGAUGACGUCAUCCAAGAGCAGACAGUCAGUCAUUGCCAUGCCUGUCAAAUUGAGGUAACGUUUACAUAAAACUAAACACGAGAUGUGUUCUCAUUGACAAGAAAUCAUUCCCAACAGACUGGGUGUGAAUAAGUUGCCAGACUUACUUGGCCAAGAUAGUUCAGACGACUCAGCAGAACAUGUGCCUUCCCUAAACAAGAAAAAGUUUAUGGGAAUUUUGAGCCUCAGUCAACAAAACCCUUUCUAAGCUUCUCAUUACAAUAUGGACCCAUGUGUUUCAUAUCGCUUACAGGGGCUACUUAACCAACAACUAUCCUGCUUUUUAAGUUCACUAACAACAUUAGAGCAUAAGAAUGAUGAAUGUCAAAGACUUCAUCUCUGGUUUGACAAAUAUAGUAAAUUAAUCUUAAUCUCACCAUCCUUUCAAAUGUGAAUGUUUAUUUUAUAUUGAAACUCCAUAGAAGAUGCUAUAUACUGUAGCAAUGACUAGGUUCUGUAAAAUGUGCCUCCAUUCUCCUGGCCCAGGCAACCGUUGUUUAAUAUAUAUCAAAGACAGUUCAGUCUUGCUGUUGGAAAAACUCCCAAUCGUUUCACCUUUAAGAAAACAGGAAUUGUUUGUGCCAUUCCUGACAUUUUUAACUCUUACUAACACAUUGUGCCAUUUCCAUAC
This is a messenger RNA of Oncorhynchus nerka (sockeye salmon), 3614 nucleotides long. Its product is annotated as protein phosphatase 1E-like. Gene Ontology annotation, molecular function: protein serine/threonine phosphatase activity; cation binding. The transcript is spliced from 7 exons. The record is from RefSeq and is a predicted model, not a curated record. Lineage: Eukaryota; Metazoa; Chordata; Actinopteri; Salmoniformes; Salmonidae. The coding region runs from base 81 to 1937 and encodes 618 amino acids. Gene Ontology annotation, biological process: peptidyl-threonine dephosphorylation.